CCUCUGACGUCGGAAUGCGUUCAAAGUUUUGUUUUGUUCACCUCCGGCAGGGGUUUCAACUGAAAACCCCAUCAAGUGUGUAUGUGUUUUAAUUCACCCGUUUCACAGUUUAUCAGAUUACAAGGGAAAUGUUAACGAAGAAAAAAGAUCCAAAAACCUGGAAUUCCAAUGGAACAACGACAGGGAAAUACUUGAAGAAAGAGGCGCCUUCGGAUGUACCAAUCAUAAAUGUCUGGACCUCGACGAGAACUGUUGACGCUUUGAAAAGCAAGUCCCAGGCAGCCAAAAAGCUGAGUGGUUCAACUCAAAGCCUGGAAGUCGUGUCCAAUAUUAAACAUGGUGGUAAACAGCAAAUUCAGGCUGGCUACGAAGGGAGAUACAUUCCUGCAAGUGAAGUAAAAGCUGAGCAGCAGCAGCAGCAGCAGCAAAGUCAUUUGUCUGUCUCCUGUGAUGAGGCCUAUGCUGAUUACGCCGAGGUAUCAGAGAGUGAUUCACUCUCACUGGCAAGAGGUCUGGGCCUUGAAGGGCAUGUUCUGACGAAACCAGGGUCUGAGCCGUUUCCACCUGUUGCCAACUCUCCUUUAUGCCACCAAAAUCCCCAGGCCAAUCCACUGAAACUUGUUCUGGUUGACCCCGACUCCCAGCUAAGCUCCAUGCAGGCAGCUGAACAACAACAACAGCAACACAUUUAUCCGCUUUACCUGUCGGCUUCGGCACGUGAACAGCAACAGCAAUUGUUGGUGUUGCAACAACAGUUGGCCCAAUUGAGGCUUAGUGUCCAGCAACAUCAACAACAGCAACAACUUCACCAACAACACUCACCCACCUAUGCCAACAUCCCGCUUUUACUUUCUAGUAGCGUCAGCGCAUCGCAGUCGUCUCUGGCCAGUAACAGCAGCUCCCAACAGCAGCAGGAAAAUCCUGUUUAUCAGAACCUAAGUAAAUCGACGAAUGCAGGAGCAACAGGUGCAGCAGCGGCACCACCGACGUCGACCAACACGAGUCAAGAUAGUGGCUCAGAAGAAUUUCCCCUGCCACCUGGUUGGUCCAUAGAUUACACCUUGCGUGGACGAAAGUACUACAUCGAUCAUAACACGCAGACGACGCAUUGGUCUCAUCCGCUGGAGAAAGAAGGCUUACCCACUGGUUGGGAACGAGUUGAAUCGAGUGAAUUUGGCAUUUAUUACGUGAAUCACACGACUCGCCACGCUCAGUAUGAACAUCCUUGUGCUCCUCGUUACAUCACGUCGGGGUCCUCGUCUUUGGCUGAUGCGCAGAUGCGGCCGUCAAGACCGAUGCCUCCAGCCCCACGUCACACUGAAUUUCACGCACCCCCACAAGUGUUGGUGCCAGCCAAUCCGUACCUUUACGAAGAGAUACCAUACUGGCUCCAGUUCUAUUCUCGUGCGGCACCUGAACACGAUCACAAGUUGCGUUGGGAGCUGUUCCGGCUGCCGGAACUCGAUUGCUACGACAAUGUUCUCAAACGGUUGUACAAACAAGAGCUGGAGACGAUUGUCAUGAAUUACGAAGCUUACCGAUCCGCAAUGGCACGUGAACUUGAACGGAGAAGAGCUGAAGGUCACAGCAGACAUUUCCCUGGGCAUCAACGCCAACAACAACCACAACAAGCUGGGAUGUUGCACCAAGUGCCACAACAGCAGCCGUCUAGAAGUCAUCUGAAAGAAAAAGCUUUGGCUGGAGACCUUGAAACUAAAGUUUAAACGAAAUAAAAUAUAUUUUUACAGUGUCGUUGAUGUCUUUCGUGGUUCAAUAAAUAAAUUCUGAAGUAGGA
This is a messenger RNA of Daphnia magna, 1795 nucleotides long. It is a transcript of the gene sav, whose product is annotated as scaffold protein salvador. Gene Ontology annotation, molecular function: protein binding; molecular adaptor activity. Bases 129 to 1724 code for a protein of 531 amino acids. The transcript has 5 exons. The record is from RefSeq and is a predicted model, not a curated record. Gene Ontology annotation, biological process: hippo signaling; regulation of cell population proliferation; apoptotic process. Lineage: Eukaryota; Metazoa; Arthropoda; Branchiopoda; Diplostraca; Daphniidae.